Molecule: messenger RNA, 2766 nt
Organism: Pararge aegeria (speckled wood butterfly)
Lineage: Eukaryota; Metazoa; Arthropoda; Insecta; Lepidoptera; Nymphalidae
Product: zinc finger protein Xfin-like
Exons: 1
Coding region: 1-2766 (921 amino acids)
Source: RefSeq, a predicted model, not a curated record
AUGAACCAAGCCAAACGAGUUGAAUGUGACACCGAUAAGGAAACCCAACGAAAACAUGAUGUGAAAAAUGAAACAGAGAACGUAACCGACAAGCGUAAGUAUGUACCGCCGAUGAAAAAAACAUAUGAAAUUCAAAACGAAUUAAGCACCCAAAUUGAUGAAAAGAUCGAAGAUUUUAAUAAUUCGACGUGCAUAACAGAACCGGCGACAAAAAGAGCUAAGUACACAGAACCCAUUGUGAAUAAAAUCGAAAAUAAAAAAACACAUACAGCCCAUAAAAAAGUUAUGGAAACUCUACUCAAUUCUAACCCCAAAAAUAUUAAUAUAAUAUUACUACAAAAUGAUAUUCGUCAGUAUAGUUAUACCCCAAAAAAAAAUUUAGAUAAUAACUUGAUUUUACACACACACGACAAAAACGAAUUAAAGUGUAACCGUUGUGGACAUACGACCAAUAAGAAAUCUCACUUGAUAUCUCAUUUGAAAACUCACACUGGUGAGAAACCGUUUUCAUGUAAUAUUUGUGAUUACAAAUGUAUAACAAGCAGUGGCUUAAAGAAACACGUGAAAACACACACUGGUGAGAAACCGUUCUCUUGUAAAGUGUGUGAUUACAAAUGUAUCACAAGAAGUGGCUUAAAGAAACACGUGAGAACACAUACUGGUGAGAAACCGUUUACGUGUAACGUGUGUGAUUACAAAUUUAUACAAAGCGGCGACUUGAAGAGACACAUGAGAACACACACUGGUGAGAAACCGUUCUCUUGUAAUGUGUGUGAUUACAAAUGUAUUACAAGCAGUGCCUUAAAGAAACACGUGAGAACACACACUGGGGAGAAACCUUUUACGUGUAACGUGUGUGAUUACAAAUUUAUACAAAGCGGCGACUUGAAGAGACACAUGAAAACACACACUGGUGAGAAACCGUUCUCUUGUAAUGUGUGUGAUUACAAAUGUAGAGAUACCUGUAAAUUGAAGACACACAUAAGAACACACACUGGUGAGAAACCGUUCUCUUGUAAUGUGUGUGAUUACAAAUGUAUUACAAGAAGUGGCUUAAAGAAACACGUGAGAACACACACCGGUGAGAAACCGUUCUCUUGUAAUGUGUGUGAUUACAAAUGUAUUGCAAGCAGUGCCUUAAGGAAACACGUGAGAACACACACUGGUGAGAAACCGUUUACGUGUAACGUGUGUGAUUACAAAUUUAUACAAAGCGGCGACUUGAAGAGACACAUGAAAACACACACUGGUGAGAAACCGUUCUCUUGUAAUGUGUGUGAUUACAAAUGUAGAGAUACCGGUAAAUUGAAGACACACAUGAGAACACACACUGGUGAGAAACCGUUCUCUUGUAAUGUGUGUGAUUACAAAUGUAUUACAAGCAGUGGCUUAAAGAAACACGUGAGAACACACACUGGUGAGAAACCGUUCUCUUGUAAUGUGUGUGAUUACAAAUGUAUUACAAGCAGUGGCUUAAAGAAACACGUGAGAACACACACUGGUGAGAAACCGUUUACGUGUAACGUGUGUGAUUACAAAUUUAUACAAAGCGGCGACUUGAAGAGACACAUGAGAACACACACUGGUGAGAAACCGUUCUCUUGUAAUGUGUGUGAUUACAAAUGUAUUACAAGCAGUGCCUUAAAGAAACACGUGAGAACACACACUGGGGAGAAACCUUUUACGUGUAACGUGUGUGAUUACAAAUUUAUACAAAGCGGCGACUUGAAGAGACACAUGAAAACACACACUGGUGAGAAACCGUUCUCUUGUAAUGUGUGUGAUUACAAAUGUAGAGAUACCUGUAAAUUGAAGACACACAUAAGAACACACACUGGUGAGAAACCGUUCUCUUGUAAUGUGUGUGAUUACAAAUGUAUUACAAGCAGUGGCUUAAAGAAACACGUGAGAACACACACCGGUGAGAAACCGUUCUCUUGUAAUGUGUGUGAUUACAAAUGUAUUGCAAGCAGUGCCUUAAGGAAACACGUGAGAACACACACUGGUGAGAAACCGUUUACGUGUAACGUGUGUGAUUACAAAUUUAUACAAAGCGGCGACUUGAAGAGACACAUGAAAACACACACUGGUGAGAAACCGUUCUCUUGUAAUGUGUGUGAUUACAAAUGUAGAGAUACCGGUAAAUUGAAGACACACAUGAGAACACACACUGGUGAGAAACCGUUCUCUUGUAAUGUGUGUGAUUACAAAUGUAUUACAAGCAGUGGCUUAAAGAAACACGUGAGAACACACACUGGUGAGAAACCGUUCUCUUGUAAUGUGUGUGAUUACAAAUGUAUUACAAGCAGUGGCUUAAAGAAACACGUGAGAACACACACUGGUGAGAAACCGUUUACGUGUAACGUGUGUGAUUACAAAUUUAUACAAAGCGGCGACUUGAAGAGACACAUGAGAACACACACUGGUGAGAAACCGUUCUCUUGUAAUGUGUGUGAUUACAAAUGUAGAGAUACCGGUAAAUUGAAGACACACAUGAGAACACACACUGGUGAGAAACCGUUCUCUUGUAAUGUGUGUGAUUACAAAUGUAUUACAAGCAGUGGCUUAAAGAAACACGUGAGAACACACACUGGUGAGAAACCGUUCUCUUGUAAUGUGUGUGAUUACAAAUGUAUUACAAGCAGUGGCUUAAAGAAACACGUGAGAACACACACUGGUGAGAAACCGUUCUCUUGUAAUGUUUGUGAUUACAAAUGUAUACAAAGCGGCGACUUGAAGAGACACAUGAGAACACACCUAUUUUAG